This is a messenger RNA of Emiliania huxleyi CCMP1516, 738 nucleotides long. RefSeq lists its product as hypothetical. Bases 1 to 738 code for a protein of 245 amino acids. The transcript has 4 exons. NCBI's taxonomy places the organism in Eukaryota, Haptophyta, Isochrysidales, Noelaerhabdaceae. The record is from RefSeq and is a predicted model, not a curated record.
AUGGCCAAGCUCUCCUCUCGCGAGGAUCGGUGGCACGGCCACAAGCUACUUGGACUGUACGCGCUCCUACACUUCGCGUACCGCUACCACGCCUUUUUUGCCGGCGCAGAUGACAUGGGCUUCGCCGACCAGAACGGCUGGAGUUCUGCCGCAAGUCUAGCGCCUCACCUGCUGCUGCAGCUCAGCGGAUUGACCUUCUCCAUUCCACGCCGUCGCAUCGUCACGGGCUCACGGAUCUGGCCCGAGUACCGCUGGCAUGCGCUCGUCUUCACACUCCGCUCGCUGGUUCUCAUGGCCAUCGCGUCGAGCCGCACGAUUCGCGACCUGGCCGCGCCCGCGGGCGCCCAGUACUUGAUGUCGGCGACGCAGUUCCACGCGACGACGGGCUGCUUGCUCACACGUGGCCGCCUGAGCGUGCAGCUCGUGUCGCUGUGCGUCAUCCAGAGCGCCGCCUUUGUGAUGACGCUGCAGCGGCGCGGCCUCAUCACCCACCGCCAGGACCUGUGCCUUUACGCGGGUCUCCUGGGGUUUGGCCUCGCCGUCGUCCUGGACGACUUCAGCGCACGCGGCGUGCUGCCCGUGGCCUUCACCGUCGCCAACGCCGCGGCGAUCGCGCGGCUUGACGGCGGAGCGAACAAGUACAUCUUGUGGGCGGCGGUCGGCCUGCUGCUGCCCGCGCUGUGCGCGCCUGAGCGCGCUGCGGCGCGAGGAGGUAAUAGGAUGAGCUUGCAUCCAUAA